Achroia grisella is the source of this 2934-nucleotide messenger RNA. Its product is annotated as pro-epidermal growth factor-like. Bases 418 to 1104 code for a protein of 228 amino acids. The transcript has a single exon. NCBI's taxonomy places the organism in Eukaryota, Metazoa, Arthropoda, Insecta, Lepidoptera, Pyralidae. Gene Ontology annotation, biological process: epidermal growth factor receptor signaling pathway. The record is from RefSeq and is a predicted model, not a curated record. Gene Ontology annotation, molecular function: receptor ligand activity; epidermal growth factor receptor binding.
UUAUGUUUGUGCGUACAAUAGUUGAAUAGCCACACCACAAACACUAAACGCACACAGAAGCAGAAAGCACCGAGUUCACCGCAUUCAUUCUCGUCGGCAGAUGGCGGAUGUAGUAGACGCCUUCCGUCAGUCGCGCAUAGACAACUCGUCGAGCACAGUGUGAUCGCGAUUCGCUCAGCACCAUUUUGUGUGUAUCGUUUCGAACGGGACAUUGUGUGUAUAUGUGCUCCGUGAAUAAUUGUAAACCACGACUAUUCAAGUUUCAAGUCGUAUUCUGUGUUUCACUUUCGACAUGGCCACGGAAGGAUCGAUGUGAUAUCUCGGGCGCUCGUAGAAACCGCGCCUCCGUCAUGAGCGAGUGAUCGUCGUAAAAAAAAGUGAACACAGGAAACAUGUCUGGGCGGACCGCCGACGCGGAUGCGAUCGAAGGGUUUGAGUUCGAAAUUCGAAAGCGGUCAUGUCAUCGCCUCUCGGAUUUCGUAUAAGUCACCGUCCAAUGUCAAAAUCGUGCACGUACCGCGAGCGCCGACCCUCCGGAUCGUGCGGAAAAUGCGAUCGUUGGUAGUUUGGUGGGCGGCGCUGUCGGCGGCCUGGGCGCUGGCGGCCGCCUGCUCCAGCUCCAUCUCCAAGCGGCCCGCCCGCCCGCAGCGCCCGCAGCGCCCGCAGCCGCAGCCGCAGCCGCAGCCCAGGCUCAACGUCACCUUCCCCACGUUCAAGUGCGAGCCGGACUACUCGGAGUACUACUGCCUCAAUGGCGGAGUGUGUUUCACAGUGGUGAUAUCGGACAGUCCCAUCUAUAACUGUGAGUGCCGUAGUGGUUUUGUGGGCCAGAGGUGUGAGUUCAAGGACCUGGACGACUCGUACGUGCUGACGAGCCGGCACCUCAUGAUGGAGACGGCGUCGAUCGCGGGCGGCGCGACCGUCGCGGUGUUCCUCGCCAUUCUAGUCUGUUUCGGCGCGUGGGUGCGCCUCCACCGGCGGGCGAAGGCGCCCCCGUUCUCGGAGGAGCGCGGCCAGGUCCAGCUGGUGGCGGUGGCGGCGCCCCGAGGCCGCGUCUCGCUGUGCAAGGCUCCUGCGCCGGCCCCCGCGCCCGUCCACCGCUAGGGCUCCCCUCCCGGUCAGUGUAACCGGCCACCGGACUAUUUGCCUUGUUUAUAUUGUAUCUGGUGUACAUAUAGAUAGAUUAUGUGUUAAGUUAUGUCGAGAUAACAAAAGAUAUGAGAAAAUUUAUGUGAUAAUUAUUUUACGAAGUUUAUAAUUUAUUUCCAAGGAAUUUCUUUUGUAUAUACUGAUCAGAUACCUUUGGAAGUUGUGGUUACAUUGUGAAAAACUAAAUUCGAGUCACCCAGUGUUCAUUUCUUGAGUUCAACAUGAUUUUGUUGAUGGCAACAUGUUCAGUAUAUGUUGGAUGUGUGAGAUUGAACAUCAACCAUGUACCUAAUGCUACUCGCUCCAAGUAGAUCUGUUAUAAUGUUAUGUAUUGUUGUCGGCUCUGUAUCACCAGGUACAAAAGCCUGCUGUCCUCUCGGGCUGAGGAGGCUCUCUCCAGUUACAGUCACAGUUUACAUAGACUUAGCGCUGGAUAAAGUGGAGAGAUGCCUGUUCAGCCCGGGAGGGUGGUGUGUGCAGUGCAAGGUCUCCACUGUGACCGAGCACUGUGCACUGCAUGUUAUUGUUUGUUAUUGUAGCAAAUUACUCGGUACCCUAGGUACAUGUGCAGGCUGACUGCUCUGCCACUGUACUAUUUAUGUAAAUGUGAAUCUAUGUUAAUUGUAUUUAUUAGUGUUGCAUUCUAUACAAAUAGAAUUGUGAUGAAUUUGUAUGCUCAUGCAAUGUGUGGACAGCGAGUAGCGCACAGUUGGUUCCUGCUGUAAGAGGCAUGAGCCCGCACAUUCCAUCUCGCGCAUAGAGUAUUUUACUGGUUCAGUAUUAUUUUGUAAUACGAGAGUUAAGCUGGCAGCUUUACAUUAUUUUUAAUUUAUACCUGAUAUCCCAUGGGAUAGUGCUGUAUUAUAUUUGUUUGAAGGCUGAAAGUGCCCUUGAUGAAAGGCUUCUUGUAAAUAUAGCCUGUGUAGGUAUUUAUUAGAUAUUUAUGAUCGUUUAUUUAUUGACUGCUUUACUUAGUUAAUCUUGAUCUGUCGCAUCGAACGCCUAACCGAGCGGAUAACGGUUGCAUUUUCAUUUCACCCUGCUAAGCAUGGCCUCGCGUCUGUACCCAUUGUAAUCUCAUCAUGAAUCUCCAAGUCUUAUGUAAAAAUUGUAACAUUACAUUGGAUGGUGUAUAAAUUGUCACUCUGUCAUGUAAGCUGCAAGCUGUCCAGGCUUUCUUGUCUACGUUCUUGCCGCGCGGCGGUGUCCAGCAUUGUUCAGAACUGCAGUGCAGUCCUACAGGCCUGUACCGAUAACGUUUGUGUAUCUGUGGAAAAACUGGUAGCUACCAUCUUUGUAAUGUCCAAGUCCAAUGCUCGACAGCUGUCGCUUCUUAAUUAUAUGCUCUCUAUUUAACACGUAAUGUAAUUUCUUAUUUCGUUUGGCAGCUUACAUUGUGGAGCGAUUACAAAAAAAUAGCAAAUUUUGUCUGUGGGCUGUGACAUCACGGCGGCCAGGUGCUAGCGAGCCGGUGGGGUUUUUUAUUCUAGACUGUUGGAUAAUAUUCCUAUGUAUUUGAUAUGUGUGACGAUCACGUUGGCCCACCGGCCCGCCAGCUCGCUGGCCGGCCUACUCUAUCCUACCACGAGCUUGUGAUGAAAGUGUCGACGUUGUGACGGGGAAUCCGUGUUGUCAAUUGAUUCAUAUGAGAUUGUUUAUAUGAACAUUCCAAAGUAUUUGUAAAAUAUUACCUACAUUGCUAAUUUUGAAGUAUCUGUUAAGACACUACUUGUUAAUUAUACAGUUUUCUAUUGAUCAUUUGUUAAAAGAAAAUUAUAUGAAACU